UCUCAUCCGACCUCAACUUGAAUGCGGGCAUCUGAUUGGCUGUUGGGUCUGUGACGUCACGAUAACCAAGUAUAUAUACGGUGCACACUUUUCUUGGACAACUUCAUUCAUUCGAAUACGUAUCGUAGCGAACAGUACAGAAAAUCUUACUCUAACGAAAUGGCUCGAACCAAGCAGACCGCCCGUAAAUCCACUGGAGGAAAAGCCCCCCGAAAGCAGCUGGCAACCAAGGCCGCCCGUAAGAGCGCCCCUGCCACCGGAGGAGUCAAGAAACCUCACCGAUACAGGCCCGGAACAGUCGCCCUCCGAGAGAUCCGUCGUUACCAAAAAUCGACCGAGCUCCUCCUGAGGAAACUCCCCUUCCAGAGACUGGUCCGUGAGAUCGCUCAGGACUUCAAGACCGACCUCCGAUUCCAGAGCACAUCAGUGAUGGCUCUUCAGGAGGCCAGCGAGGCUUACCUCGUUGGACUGUUCGAGGAUACCAACCUUUGCGCCAUCCACGCCAAGCGUGUGACCAUCAUGCCAAAGGACAUCCAGCUCGCUCGCCGUAUCCGCGGAGAGAGGGCAUAAGCUACCUGUCGAACUACACUCGGCACCAGCUAAAAACGGCGUUUAUCAGCGCCACUCCACAUAUCAAUAAAGAAAACACUCCAAUCGUUACUUAGUUUUAUUACACAUAUAUCAUCCACUGGCUGAACAAACAAACUGACACCAUCAGCUCCAUGACCCACUUAAAAUGCAAACAAAGUCACAACUGUGCACUGUGCAGUUAGUC
Molecule: messenger RNA, 775 nt
Organism: Bolinopsis microptera
Lineage: Eukaryota; Metazoa; Ctenophora; Tentaculata; Lobata; Bolinopsidae
Product: histone H3
Exons: 1
Coding region: 160-570 (136 amino acids)
Cellular component (GO): nucleosome
Molecular function (GO): structural constituent of chromatin; protein heterodimerization activity; DNA binding
Source: RefSeq, a predicted model, not a curated record